Molecule: messenger RNA, 6173 nt
Organism: Dermochelys coriacea (leatherback sea turtle)
Lineage: Eukaryota; Metazoa; Chordata; Testudines; Dermochelyidae
Gene: STAT4
Product: signal transducer and activator of transcription 4
Exons: 23
Coding region: 124-2322 (732 amino acids)
Biological process (GO): cytokine-mediated signaling pathway; regulation of cell population proliferation; defense response
Molecular function (GO): RNA polymerase II cis-regulatory region sequence-specific DNA binding; DNA-binding transcription factor activity, RNA polymerase II-specific
Source: RefSeq, a predicted model, not a curated record
GACGCACAGGAAAAGCAGAAUAAAGCGCGCGGCAGGCGGGGGCCGGCAGCCAGCCGCCCGGCGGAGCUCAGCCUGCGCGCCUCGCCACCCGCGGAGCCUGCCUGGGGGCGCCCCUCGGACAGUAUGUCUCAGUGGAGUCAAGUCCAGCAGUUGGAAAUAAAGUUUUUGGAGCAGGUAGACCAGUUCUAUGAUGAUAACUUUCCCAUGGAAGUCCGACAUCUACUAGCACAGUGGAUAGAAAGCCAAGAUUGGGAGGUCGCUUCCAACAAUGAACCAAUGGCAACAAUCCUCUUACAGAACUUGUUAAUACAAUUGGAUGAACAGUUAGACCGUGUUUCUCAAGAAAAGAACCUCCUGUUGAUACACAACCUGAAAAGAAUCAGGAAACUUCUUCAGGGAAAAUAUCAUGGUAAUCCUAUGCACAUAGCAGUUAUUAUUUCAAACUGCUUAAGAGAAGAGAGAAGGAUAUUGGCUGCAGCCAGCAUGCCUGUACAGGGACCAUUGGAAAAACAAUUGCAGAAUUCCAUAGUUUCAGAAAGACAAAGAAGUGUGGAGCACAAAGUGUCAGCCAUUAAGAACAGUGCCCAGAUGACAGAACAAGAUGUCAAAUACUUAGAAGAUUUGCAAGAGGAGUUUGACUUCAGGUAUAAAACAAUACAGAGCCUAGAGCAGGGUGACAAAAACAGCGUCCUGAUGAAACAGGAAAUGAUGAUGUUGCAGGAAAUGCUCAAUACCUUAGACUACAAAAGAAAGGAAGUCCUUAGUAAAAUGGCACAAGUAAUAAAUGAAAGUGAUGUCUUGAUGAACAACAUGCUAUUUGAAGAGCUUCUAGAUUGGAAGAGGCGCCAGCAAAUUGCCUGCAUUGGAGGUCCUCUACAUAGUGGGCUUGAUCAGCUCCAGAACUGUUUUACACUGCUGGCAGAGAGCCUUUUUCAAGUAAGAAGGCAACUGGAAAAAUUGGAUGAGCUGUUGACUAAACUGACUUAUGACGGGGAUCCUAUUCUACUGCAAAGGCCUCACCUGUUGGAAAGAGUCAACUUCUUGCUCUACAGUCUUUUCCGAAGUUCAUUUGUGAUUGAAAGGCAGCCCUGCAUGCCUACCCAUCCCCAGAGGCCAAUGGUACUUAAAACCUUAAUACAGUUCACUGUUAAACUAAGGCUGCUAAUUAAAUUACCAGAGCUGAACUACCAGAUCAGAGUGAAAGCAACUAUUGACAAGAAUGUGUCAACUGUAAGUAAUCGCAGAUUUGUUCUAUGUGGCACUCAUGUCAAAGCUAUGAAUAUGGAUGAAUCUGCAAAUGGAAGUCUGUCUGUAGAAUUUAGACAUUUGCAACCCAAAGAAAUGAAAUCAAGUGCUGGAAGCAAAGGAAAUGAGGGCCCUCAGAUGGUAACUGAAGAGCUGCACUCCAUCAGCUUUGAAACACAGGUCUCCCUGUAUGGUCUGACUAUAGAUUUGGAGACAAGCUCUUUGCCUGUAGUGAUGAUUUCCAAUGUCAGUCAGUUACCUAAUGCUUGGGCUUCUAUUAUUUGGUACAACUUGUUGUCAAAGGAUUCUCAGAACCUGGCUUUCUUUAACAAUCCUCCCACUGCCACUCUGAGUCAACUCUUAGAAGUACUGAGCUGGCAGUUUUCAUCUUAUGUUGGUCGUGGACUCAAUUCUGAGCAGCUCAAUAUGCUGGCAGAGAAACUUAUGGGGCAACAAAUUAGUUACAAUGAUUAUCAACUGUCCUGGGCAAAGUUCUGCAAGGAACAUUUAUCUGGAAAGUCAUUUACCUUUUGGGUAUGGCUCGAAGCAAUAUUGGACCUAAUUAAAAAACACAUUCUUCCUCUUUGGAUUGACGGGUAUAUAAUGGGAUUUGUGAGCAAGGAGAAGGAACGAAUUUUGCUUAGGGACAAAAUGCCUGGAACAUUUUUAUUAAGGUUUAGUGAAAGCAAUCUGGGAGGAAUUACCUUUACCUGGGUGGACCAGUCAGAAAAUGGAGAAGUAAGGUUCCACUCAGUGGAACCCUAUAAUAAAGGUCGUUUAACUGCGCUGCCAUUUGCUGACAUUUUGCGAGAUUACAAAGUUAUUUUGGCAGACAAUGUUCCUGAAAAUCCACUGAAAUAUCUGUAUCCAGAUAUUCCCAAAGAUAAAGCCUUUGGCAAAUACUACAGCUGUCAGCCAAAUGAAGUCUCAAGACCUACAGAAGGAGGGGUCAAAGGUUAUGUGCCCGCUGUAUUUAUCCCAAUCUCCAAAAUAUCCACAUUCUCCAUCAGAUCUUCUUCCCAUGUCUCCAAGUGUUUAUGCUGUGCUGAGAGAACACCUGAGUCCCACAGUGAUUGAAACUGCUGUAUGUUGCAAGUUUUUUCAUUCAUAAUUUACUACUAAGCAAAUGGGGUCUACUUUGUGGAGAGAAAGAGUUACCAGUGGAGAGAGAGGCUUCUUUUGCAGUGCAAAAGGGUGAGAGUACAGUUGUAACCAUUAAAAAGUCAGCACUUGCCUUCAGUUCCCAUGCAGUGCUAUGAGAGAUAACCCAGUUCUUUCCUAUUCUAAAUGCAGUAGAAUUCUUCAGGAUGGUAGGAAAUGUCUUUUUCAUGGUGACCAUUGUACUAUGAACUUUAUAUCUUAGAACUUCGCAAUGCAAGGAUCUCAAAAUUCCAUGCAAGGAUCUCAAAAUUCUGUACACACAUUAAUUAAGCUUCAACACCCAGAAUUGUAUGUAAGUAUUUAUACUGAUUUUACAGAUAACACAUAGGACUUGACUCACCCAUUGCCAUGCAUUUUAUGUAGUUGCCAUUUCUGAUGUGGUAGCAUUUUACAAACACUUUGCAGUAAUGAAAAUGACUACUCCAGCUGCAUGGUGUAGAUGGGUCUGUCUCAGAGAUGUUAAAGGUGAACUGAAAUGUCUUAAUUAAACAAAUACAAAACAUUCAUUAAAAGUUCAUGGAGAGACUUGAAAGUUACAUUACAAAUGUAUUUAUUUAUUUUAAAAUCAUUUUCUAUUUUACUUGCCUGCUAAGAACGGCAUUCAGAGCUCUCUACAGAACACGAGGCAGCUCAGCCUCACAAGUUGCACCCAAAGCAGGACAGGUUCUUGCAUUUCUUACCCGGGUUUAAAUAUCUGGGGACCGAACCUGGGCUGGUGUGAUUUGAAGCUCUCCUGUCACCAUCAGCAUAGAACAUCGUCACUAAAGCGCUACAGCAGCGCAGCUGCAGCUACGGCGCUGUACGUGAAGACAAGCACUCAGUAUGUGGCAAGAGGGAACUCUUAGUGUACAGUAGCAGAAUCCAUGUGGAGAGUUAGUGCACAGCAAGUUAGUGUGCUGUCUGUCCACUUCUCAGCUUCCUACAUACAACGUCUCCAUAUAAACAAGCCCCUAAAUUCCCCAGCGUGUGAGUGGGUGUGUGCGUGGAGCAUCUCCCUCUGUAUAGUUCUAGGGUCUGAACCUAAACUACCAGACAGUGUCUCUUUAAGAGGCUAGCGUACAGAACCAUUACAUAAGUCAGGGCUUAGUUUGCACUGUGAUUGUUUGUUUGUCACUGGAAAUAAUUUGAGCAAACUGAGGGCUUGUUUUGUUUUGUUUUUAAAUAUGCAGCAAUAAUUGCCUUAAAGCUGAUGUUUUCAUUCCUCUCUUCUAGCUGAGUUCUCCAUAUUCAGCUGACUGAAAUUCAGACACCAUGAAGAACAACAAAGUAGCCAAAAUACUUUAUAAAAUGAAAGUUGUAAAAAAGAAGUUGUUUCUGCAGCUUUGUAAAUAAGGGUUUCCUGGAAGCCAAUGCAAUGUUCUUCUUGAGCCUAUGUGUACUUUCAAAUGCAGGGAAAUCAGAAGCCUCCCAAGGGAAGUCACUGGAGUUACAAACAUCUGGCAUCAUUUGGGGCCUGUCACUGAAGUCCUCACUCAAGGCAAUAUUAUCUCUUAACUCAAUGGGCCAAAUCCUUCCCUGGUGUGCAACUCCAUUGACUUCAGUGGUGUUACACUAGGUAUGAAUUUAGCCCAGUGGGAUUGCUUAUGGAAAUAAGGACUGCAGUAUUGCUGUAAAACAAGACUUACUGUAGGAUGGAGAUGUUCUGUUCAUGGAACAUUUUGAAAGCAAGACCUUAGAAUAACUACAGGGAUUUAAGAUGUGUUCAGAAAAUCAGGAUUUAUGCUGUACAUUUCGUGUUCUGUUUUUAUAAUGUCUAUUUCUUUGCUUUUAUGUUAAAUUAAAGGUUCUCAUCCAUCCCUUCAUUACACUGACCGUAGGUGCCAGGAGUGAGCUUUUCCUGCCGUGAACUGCUUUCAGUACAAAGGGACAGAUUUUAUGUUCCUCCAGUAAAAUCCACGGAAGGGAAGAGGGAGGAGAAGGGAAUAAUGGAAAUAGAAGAGUUCUCUAGAAAUUUAGAGCAAGGGUGGGUCGUAAAUUAGUUUUUGCUAUGGUAUAAAUUUCUCGGUCAAGGUCCAGACUGCAGAGAAAAUAAUAAAAAUAAUAAGUAAACAAAAAGUAUCUGGCAGUCUGGAUUUGGCCCAUGGGCCACCUAUUGGUUACCCCUGCUUUAGAGGCACUACACUUCAAAGGUCACUAAAUUUCUGUGCCUCCAUUCCGCAUCUGUAACGGGUUAAUAAAAUCUCCGUCUUGCAGGACAGUUGUGAGGCACUAUAAUGAGUACUUCAGAAAAGCCCAUAAAGAAACGGUCCUUAUUCAAUGCAGUGUUUAGAUGGUGUGCCAUAAUCGAGGCCUUAGGGACACACUGAAUGAUAAAACUGAUACCAAAGAGCUGCUUCAUUUCAUCAAACAUGCGCCUAGUCAUAGUGCAAAGUUAUAAAGAGCUAAAUUGCCUCAGAUACAGAUGUAAAUAAGCAGAAUAACUGGUUCUUAACAUAAAAGGUCAUUUGCCUUUUUAAAGCAGCCAUGUUACUGUUAGUCAUGACAGUCUGUCUUUUCUCAGAAUUACCCAUGGCAAAUUAACUGUUUUAGAAUAACUUAAACACUGACAAUUUACAAAAGAUACGUAUCCAAGUUUCUGCCCGCAAAGUAUGCAGUCUGGCGCAUACUUAAUUGUGCAAGCAAAAUAUGCAUUUGUACAAUCAAAUGGUGAGGUACAACAUCGGUCUGGUCUAUACUAGAAAUUAGAUCAGUUUAACUAUGUCAGUCAGGAGUAUGAAAAAUCCACAACCCGAGUGGCGUGGUUAAGCCAAACUAAGUCCUCAUGUAGACAGCACUAUGUCAAUGGAAGAAUUCUUCUGUUAACCUAACUACUGCCUCUCAAGAAGGUGGAUUACCUAUGUCCAUAGGAGAACCCCUUUCAUGACUGUAGAUAGUGUCUACAGUGAAGCGCUACAACUGCACAGCUAUGCCACUGGAGUAUUUUAAGUGUAGGCAAGCCCUUAAGCACCUGAGAUGAAAUCCUGGCCCCACUGAAGACAAUGAGGUUUGCUAUUGACUUCAGUGGGGCCAGGAUUUCAUGCCUACUCCCCCCGACCCCCGCCAAAAAAGAGUGACCCUCAACAUUUACCAUACCGUUUUGUUUGUUAGGCACCUCCAAAGGUAUCUUACUAAGGACUUUUGUGGGCCAUCCGUGGAGGCUCUCACAUUUAAAUCGAUAAUGUAUCUGGGACCUGAAAGUAAAACAAUACCAAUGUAUUACCUUUGCUGGGCCUGUUUUAGCUCUUAGCCUAGUGGCUUGGCUGAUAGCUGAUAGUACUAUAACAUUAAAUUGAAAAGUUCUAGAACAAUCUUAGGAUUCUUGCUCCUCUGGUCACGAGAAGUAAGGGUCAGUGCACACAGCCACUAUGAGCACCUCCAAGUAGCAGCAUAGGGAAAAAUCCACUGUGGCAGGGAUAUAAGAUCAGAGUAGAUGGUUAGAAGCAGAAUAAGCAGUAGGGAGUCCAGAUCUUCCCCACUGGUGGUGUCCUCAGUUGUAAACUGUUGGGAAAGCAAAGGGAGGGAGAGCCCCAAUGAUCUGAUUCAACUGGCAUUUCCUUGCUGUGGAAAUGGAGUAUGUUUAAAAUAAAUGAAUAAAUUUUUUUCGCUGUCUAGCUGAAUGAUUUGUACCUAGUCAGGAGGAUGUAGUCAAACUUUGAAAAACCAAUGACCGUAAGUAAUUCUCCAGAAACAUAAUGGCACAGAGCUGAUAUUAAAUCGUGUAUAUAGUUUGAUAAUCUCUGUAAUUUAUAUGACUAAUAGAAAUAAAAAUAGAUUUUGUUUUGCUGUUG